CCUCGCGCCACCAUGGUCUACACAACCCCUUCCUCUCUCUCUUCUCCUCCCCUAACCUCUCUCCCAAUCCAAUGUCUCCACCUCCGCCGCCCCGCCACCUCCUCCUGAGCCUCCUCGCUCUCCUCGCCCUCCUCCCACCGCUCCUCCUCGCGUCCUCCUCCUUCCCGUUCCCCACCAUCGCCAUCGCCGCCGUCGGCGCCAACGCCACCGCCUGCCCGCACCACGUCGCGUGCGCGCUCGUCCCCACAGGCACCGGGACGGCGGACUACCAGAUCUCCUGCGCCAGCAUCACCAAUAGCUCUGCCCAGCACCACAACUACUCCUACGGCGGCGAGAGCACGCCGUUCUCCGCCGUCGUCGCCGGCGAUGGGUACCUCUGCUCCGCCGGCCCGAGUGUGUCGUCGCAGCCGAUGUCCAUGCGGUGGUGGGACCUGAGAGACAGCGAGGCGACGUCGAAGCGGGUGUACUGGGGCAAAGCGCUGUCGGCGGUGUCCGGCGGCGGGGAGUACGUGUGCGGGAUCGUCGAGGAGAGGAUUCAAUGCUGGAGGUGGUCGUCGGGAACGGUGCCGGAGCGCGUGCGGUUCUCGGCCGUGGCGGUGGGCGGCGGGUUCGUGUGCGGGCUCGUGAAGGGCUCCGGCGAGGUGAGGUGUUUCGGCGGCGGGGAUGCGGCGAGGUGGGAGCCGAAGGGGAGACACGCCAUGCUCGCGGCGGGGGAGCGUCACGCGUGCGCGGUGAGGGCGGAGAGCGGCGAGGUGGUGUGCUGGGGCGAGGCGGCGGCGGUGGCGGCCGCGUCGCCGUCGCCGAGGAUAGCGGGGCGCGCGGUGUCGUCUCUAGCGGUUGGCGACGCCGUAACGUGCGUUCUGUGGGGGAACUGGACGGUCGCGUGCUGGCCACCGGAGGAGGCGGCGCCGCCGCGGUCGGUGGCGCAGAAGCAAUUCGUCGCGCUAGAGGCCAAGGGGAAGGUGGUGUGCGGGGUGCUCAUGUCCGACUACUCGCUCGUGUGCUGGGGCCCCGGCGUCCAGGCCGGAGCCGGAGCCCCGGGCGGGGUGAGCAAGGUGUUCGACCGCGUUCUGCCUGGACCGUGCGCGCCGUGGGCGUCGUGCCUCUGCGGCGUCUGGUCGGGCUCCGGGCCCCUAUGCGGCGGCGCAGGCGUCGCCGCCGUCUGCUACCCCUGCGGCUACUCUCCUCCGCCCAUGAGGGCGCUGGCGCCUACCCCCAGCUCGUCGACGUCGAGCUCUCACUCGAGCGGGAAGCGGCGGCCGAGCGACCUGGCGAUCGCGUUAGUCAGUGCCGGGAUCGGCUCGGGAGUUCUGGCCGCCAUCGCCGCGGUGGUGGUGUACUGCCUUCGCAGGAGACGGGGCGGCGGCUCUCAGGACUCCGGGCGCAUCCACGCGGAGCCGAACGGCCCGGCGGCGCCGCGCGUGGAGCGGCGGCUCAGCGCGCUGCUCUCCAAGGGCCCCAAUACGACGGUGGAGCAGUUUCCCCUGGUGGCGCUCCGGGCCGCCACGAGCGGGUUCUCGCCGUCCCACCGCAUCGGCUCCGGCGGCUUCGGCACCGUGUACCGCGCGUCCCUCGCUGACGGCCGCGAGGUCGCCAUCAAGCGCGUGGAGCGGCGCGACCCCGGCGCCGCGUCGUCCUCCUCCGCCACGGCGGCGGCGGCGCGGCGCGCCAGCAGCCACGAGGCGGCCUUCGUCUCCGAGCUGGCUCUGCUCUCCCGCGUGAACCACAAGAACCUCGUCCGCCUCCUCGGCUUCUGCGCUGACGGCGGCGAGCGCAUCCUCGUGUACGAGUACAUGCCCAACGGCACCCUCCACGACCACCUCCACCGGCGUCCCCCGGCGGCGCCGCUCUCCCCGCCGCUGACGUCGUGGCCGGCGCGCCUCCGCCUCGCGCUCGGCGCCGCCCGCGGCAUCGAGUACAUGCACACCUACGCCGUGCCGCCCAUCAUCCACCGCGACAUCAAGUCCCCCAACAUCCUCCUCGACGCCGACUGGACCGCCAAGGUCUCCGACUUCGGCCUCUCGCUGCUCAACGACCUGAGCGCCGGAUGCGGCAAUGCCGGCGGCGACGUCGACGACGAGCCGUGCUUGACGGCGGGGACGGUGGGGUACAUGGACCCGGAGUACUACCGGCUGCAGCACCUGACGGACAAGAGCGACGUGUACAGCUUCGGCGUCGUGCUCCUGGAGCUGCUCUCCGGCUGCAAGGUGAUCCAGCGGUUCGAGGGCAGCGGCACGCCCAAGAACGUCGUCGACGUCACCGUGCCGCACAUCGAGGCGGACCGCGUGCACCGGGUGCUCGACGCGCGCCUGCCGCUGCCGACGCCAGGGGAGAUGGAGGCCGUCGCCUACGUCGGCUACCUGGCGGCGGACUGCGUGCGGCCAGCGGGGCGCGACCGCCCCACCAUGAGCGAGGUCGUCGGCGUGCUCGAGCGGGCCGUGGCGGCGUGCGAGGAGAACGACGAAGGCGGCGGCGGCGAGGCAGUGUUGUCGCGGUCGUGCACCGAUGGGUCCACCACGGCGUGACGUGGCAUGUGGGCAAAGGCAUUGCUUGGUGUGGCAACGUCACGAGGGAGUUUGUUGAGGGUUUUUUUUUCUUCUUUUUCAUUUUCCCCUAAUUUUGUAGUUUUUUUCUUUUGCGAUUAAUUGCUAGUAUAGGUACAUUCAUUAACAUUUUACAAGAACCAAAAAUAUAGUGGAAAAAAUAUAUACUUUUUUCAUUGUUUAACUGUAAAUGUUUAGAUUCUCUUGACGAGGUACUCCUAUAUUUUUAGCUUGGGUUGUUUUUUUAGA
Molecule: messenger RNA, 2792 nt
Organism: Setaria italica (foxtail millet)
Lineage: Eukaryota; Viridiplantae; Streptophyta; Magnoliopsida; Poales; Poaceae
Product: serine/threonine-protein kinase-like protein CCR4
Exons: 1
Coding region: 72-2525 (817 amino acids)
Biological process (GO): protein phosphorylation
Molecular function (GO): protein serine/threonine kinase activity; ATP binding
Source: RefSeq, a predicted model, not a curated record